Molecule: messenger RNA, 3141 nt
Organism: Colossoma macropomum (tambaqui)
Lineage: Eukaryota; Metazoa; Chordata; Actinopteri; Characiformes; Serrasalmidae
Gene: slc30a6
Product: solute carrier family 30 member 6
Exons: 15
Coding region: 1-1680 (559 amino acids)
Biological process (GO): transmembrane transport; monoatomic cation transport
Cellular component (GO): membrane
Molecular function (GO): monoatomic cation transmembrane transporter activity
Source: RefSeq, a predicted model, not a curated record
AUGGCGAUGGACGGUAUGUCCACGUCUCCAGCGGGGCUCUCGUUCCACAAUGGUUCUGACUUUUAUCCGAGGAAGCUGGGCCCGAAGCCGGACGUGGUGCCGUCCGGCGUAACGGAGAGGAAAGUCGGAGUCGUAGACAAGCCUGACAUGGUGGCGGUGGAUGUCAUUAACUUCCAGGACUCGGACACACCUAUACACCGGAAGAAGCAGGAAACAGACACCUAUGUUCUGGGCACCAUUCACCCCUUCCGCAAGAAGCACAAGUCCUUCGUGGGAAAGUUCGUUCAAGAGUUCAAUCUGGUUGCCUCGGAUCGAAGGUCAUGGAAGAUCUUGCUCUUUGGGGUGCUGAAUGUGAUUUGCACAGCCUGCCUGCUGAUGUGGUGCAACUCCACAAACAGUAUGGCUUUAACUGCUUACACUUACCUCACCAUCUUUGAUCUCUUCAGUUUGAUCACCUGCCUGAUAAGCUCAUGGGUGACUAUGAAGAAACCAAGUCAGCUCUUUUCAUUUGGUUUCGAGCGGUUCGAGGUGCUGGCGGUGUUUGCCUCCACAGUGCUGGUUCAGCUGGGCGCUCUGUUUAUUCUCAAGGAGAGUGUGGAGCGAUUCAUGGAGCAGCCGGAGGUGCACACGGGGCGCCUUUUAGUCGGGACCUUUGUGGCUCUCUUUUUUAACCUGUUGACUCUGCUUUCGGUGAAGAACAAGCCGUUCGUCUACGUAUCUGAAGCUGCCAGCACCAGUUGGCUCCAGGAGCAUGUAGCUGACCUGAGUCGAAGUCUCUGUGGGAUCAUCCCAGCAUUGAGCAGCUUUCUUUUGCCCCGAAUGAAUCCCUUCGUCCUGAUCAACAUGGCUGGGGCGUUCGCUCUUGGGAUCACUUACAUGCUGAUUGAGAUCAACAACUACAAUGCAGUGGACACGGCCUCCGCAGUGGCGAUCGCCCUGAUGACCUUUGGUACAAUGUACCCCAUGAGUGUGUACAGCGGAAAGGUCCUUCUACAGACCACACCUUCUCAUGUCAUUGGUCAGCUUGACAAACUCCUCAGAGAGGUCUCUACGCUGGAUGGAGUUUUAGAAGUGCGGAAUGAACACUUCUGGACUGUAGGCUUUGGCUCUUUGGCUGGCUCCAUCCAUGUCCGCAUUCGCCGGGACGCCAACGAGCAGAUGGUCUUGGCCCACGUGACCAACCGCCUCCACACACUGGUCUCUACGCUGACCAUUCAGAUCUUCAAAGACGACUGGACCCGCCCAUCCCUGGCGACUGGCGUUUUGCCAGCCGGCACACUUAGCGGGUCGGAUUACGGUGCCGCGUCUGGGUUCCUCCCCCCGGCCUUGUCCAAACAGGCCGAGGAGCUGGACCCCCUCACCUCCACCCCGACCAAGCCGAGCAGCCCGCCGCCCGAGUUCUCCUUCAACACCCCUGGAAAGAACGUCCAGCCUAUGGUGUUACCAAGCACCCAUCAGCACAGGCCCUACAACCUGGGCCUCGCUUACGGGGCCGCACCCUACACCAGCAUGCUCAACCAAGGCUUCGCACAGCCAGGCAGCGGCCUGGGGGUUGGAGCUGGCUUAGGAAUGGGAGCACGACUUCCCUCAGUCCAGGGCUACAGAACUUCGUUCAGUGCAGCUCCGCAUAGAUACGGAAGCAACCUGCUGCCUUCACAGACGAGCCAGUACAGACCCUGAUUUGAGCACCAGAGCCAUUGCCCUAUAACGCUGGGCUAGAAACAAGCUGACCUACAGAGGAUGCUGACUGUAACUGAAAUCUAUAUUUAUUUAAUAGGACCAAGGCUUACACGUCUUAUCCUUAAUGGAUUUUCUAAUUGUAUUCUCCUUUUUUGUACUAUUAAACCGACCACAGGCAUAAUGGGACUGUACGACUGUGCUGUUUUCCACUGUCUUUGCUAUAAGAGGAUUGCUAAGAGGCCCGUGGUCUUAGUAUUGUAACUUUUGGAUUCUUUCAGAAAGUUAAUCUACUUUUAUGCCGGAUGUUGUGCAGUUUAAACAGGGGUCGAUUGUUUGAACAGGGUCCAACUCAUUGUCUGACCUCGGUGCUCGGUUAAGGGGGUUUGAUCCCAUGUCAAAAAAAACUUUUAUUUGGGAACCUAGUAAUUCCAUACUUGACUAAUAAGUGGUGAACUGAAUGCAUUUAAAUGACACUCGAAUUCUCAUGCAUUAAAAUAAUGGUGGCUAACCAAACUGCAGCCUGGCGUAAGAGGAUUACUUUAUUACCAGCAUCCACAGAAAUCAGAUAGUCGUGUCAAGUGAUGAUGCAUUGGGUUUUGAUGGAAAACAUGACCUCAGCUGAGACCCACCUGCAACCAUGAUGUGAUAUUUGCAUUUAUUAAGCAAAUGUUUCAAACCAAAAAGGUGGACAUUUGGGUAUUACUGCUAUUAUUUUAUAUGUGUAGCAGUAAUAGCAACCAAUAUAGAGCUUUCAAAACAGUACGGCCAACUUUGGAACCAAUAUUUUAAGCUGUUUGUCCCAUUGAUUUCAGGGCACAGGGAUUCUGAUGUUACGUUGACUUGUAAAUUACUUUUUCCCUUUCAACAAGUGUAUGAACUGAAGCAAAUGUCCAUAUAGUGCAAAUAUGUGUGGUUACACUUUAAACCGGGUCUAUUCUGUACAUGAAAGCUCAGUUAUUCCAGAGAAACCCACAAGUCCAAAUUGUUCACUGUGGUUUUGAUAGGAACCGGACGUCCCAAGUCUUUAAUGCCUCUCCAAGCUCCUUCACAUGAAGCUUUUCAUUAAACGGUUAUGGAUAUAUGCUGUCUGAUGCUUGUAAUAUUGUUCAAAAAGAAGGUUUUGGCCUAAAAUAUAAAUAUAUAUAUAUAUUUUAAACAUUAAUGGUAAAGAGGUACUCGCAGGGCGCUGUAAGGCGAAGUUAGUAUCCAAAUAAAACGUAUCUUUUUAGAUUUAUGUCCAUUUUACUGUCGACAUUACACAUAAAAACUUGUAGGUUCACUGGAGGUUUUGGUCUGUAUUCUGAACUACAGUCUGGCCUCACGGAGAGCAGGCUGACCAGGUCAGCAGAAAGCUAACAGGCCAAUAACAUUCAGGCAGGAUGUAAAACUUCAGAUGUCUACUUAAGUUUCAGAGCUUAAAUGCUGUGUUGACUGUCGAUGUAAAUAAAGUAUUUUAUUUAA